AUGUUGGGAACAAAAGCGGAUCGGCGCCCGCCAGAAACUCAGGCUGAACUGGUUUCUUUCCUCGAGAUGAUCAUCACUUGUCUCAACACUUGGGACGGGCGCCGGCCGCCGGGAGACGCCGAGCACAUAAAGCCCGAUGAUCCCAGUCCGGCAGCCGGCCAAGGCCUUUCCUGGGCUUCACCCGGGGCACUUGCCACUACUUCCCACAAGACUCCGGUCUCCUGGCCUCCCGAGGCGGGCGGCCCUGCAUCCAGCUUCCCAUCAUCAUCAUUCCAACUCCCGCGUGCUCAUUCGCAUCAACCAACUUUGCAUUUCUACUCGCCAUCGUCCUCGCCCCCGGCGGCCUUCGCAACAACAACAACAAUCUGUAGCCGCCGUUUUAUAUCACCAGCGCGGCUGUAUUCCCAGAUCGAAGAGAGACACUUCGCGGCGGCCACCACGAACAAAGAUAACCAUAACGACGCGCACCUCAGCUCAGCGACCACAGGCCGGAUCGAUAAGGUCGCUGGAUCGGACACCGAAGUCCACAAUCAAACUCGCCCAAGUUCACCAAAAUAA
This is a messenger RNA of Puccinia triticina, 558 nucleotides long. RefSeq lists its product as uncharacterized. The transcript is spliced from 3 exons. NCBI's taxonomy places the organism in Eukaryota, Fungi, Basidiomycota, Pucciniomycetes, Pucciniales, Pucciniaceae. Bases 1 to 558 code for a protein of 185 amino acids. The record is from RefSeq and is a predicted model, not a curated record.